AUGCCACUGGCCAAAAAGAGAAAGCUCGACCUAGAAGACAACGGACCAUCAUCCACAAUCGUCCGUACUUUCGAUUUGCCUGGUCAGAAGGUCGACGUUAAACUGAGUAUAUUUGAUGAAUUGCAGAUCCAUGUUCACUCAACGGUCUUGAAACCUCAUAGUGCUUUCUUCCGAAGAUCGCUGGACUCAUCCAACAAGAAUGAUGAUGAUAAAAACACUGGAAAUUUCAAAUAUGAAUGGGCAACAGUCUACGACGAUGAUGGAAGCUGGAGUUUGGUUGAAACCAGAAAUAUGAAACAUGACAUUUCAAGCUCAAAUUUGAUGCCGAGACAAAUAAAACGUACCCAAAAACUACAUGAAACAGCGUUCAUAAACUUCAUUGGUACUUUCUACGGGAAAUCAUGGGUAAUAAAAAAUACCGAGGCUUUGCAGCUGGUCACCGAAUUAGCCGAUUAUUAUUGCGCUCUUCCAGUUGUUUCAAAAUCGCUGCAUGGCGCAUUUUUCAGAAGCCCUGAAUUCUCCAAAAGAAUUUUCUUUAGCAAUAAAUUGACAUUGCUCAAUUUAGCAUUCAGAUUACGUUCUCCUGAGCUCUUUCGGGAAUGCAUGAUAUGCUUAGUUGGAAGGUGGCAAGACCACACCUGCCAAUAUCCGAUUGAAAGCCAACCUGAGAUGCUGUAUAACCCAAAACUUACAAAUCGGAAGCUAAACGAGUUAGCGAUCAAGUUACAUAACCAAAUAUGUAUCAAAGUAUCUGCGACUCAACGACAAAUUGUUUUUCAUUGUCAAGUCAAGCCAAAUGCUCUAGGAAUCAAGGCCAAAAUCGAAAGAUCUUAUCUUGACAAAAUGAAGCGGAGAGAGACUGAAAAAGGAGUCUACGGUGGCCAAGUUUCACUCCCUGAAUAUUUUCAGACGUUUGGAGAAGAUUCUUCGGGAAUUUUCGCGCUAGCUGUUAGUGACAUAUUGAAGAACGAACUUAUCUUCAACAAGUCUUUACGGGCAGGGGACAUUCUGUUUCCUGGAAAAACACAGAACGAUAUUCAGGCACAUUUUCUGUGUGCAGAAAUUAAGGACGAGGAUCUACCGUGGGAUCUGAACGAAACUGAUUGGUGA
This is a messenger RNA of Botrytis porri, 1110 nucleotides long. RefSeq lists its product as uncharacterized. Bases 1 to 1110 code for a protein of 369 amino acids. The record is from RefSeq and is a predicted model, not a curated record. The transcript has 3 exons. NCBI's taxonomy places the organism in Eukaryota, Fungi, Ascomycota, Leotiomycetes, Helotiales, Sclerotiniaceae.